GUUUGUAAUAUCCGGGUUUGAAGGAGGGAGUGUCUCAGAUUCCCAACAGAAACACGCUGGAAAGAUCAGCGAGAGAAACGUGCUCCUCAGAACAUGGCAUCGGUCAGAGGGAAGCGGAAGCGCAGCGCGAUCAGCUCCUCUGUCAGGAUUUAGAUCGGGAUCCGCGAUGGAGAAGCCGCUCGUCCCCGCGGAGAGGAGGCUGCCGGCUCGGACGGGCUCGGGAUCGGCCUCGCUCGGGCUCGGCGCGUCUCUGCAGCCCGGACGCGCGCGCAGGAUCGAGGGAGUGCUCAGCAAAUACACCAACCUCAUCCAGGGCUGGCAGAACAGGUAUUUCGUGUUGGACCCUAAUGUGGGUCAGCUGCAGUAUUUUGUGAGCGAGCAUGGACGGAGUCAGAAGCCCCGCGGAUCCCUGCCUCUGAUUGGUGCGUCUGUGAUGUCGAGCGACGAGGCGCCUCACAUGUUCAUCGUCAGCUCAGCCAAUGGGGAGCUCUUCAAACUCAGAGCGGUGGACGCCACAGAACAGCAGCUUUGGAUGACACAGCUACAGGCCUGUACCAGACGCCACUCUGACAGUAGUGCCAAGAUGAGGAAACUGAAGGAUUGGGAUGAGCCUCUGUGUGUGGAACAAACUCAGAACACCCUGGAUGCACAGGGUUCAUCCGGCCGGAUGCGAAGUGUCUCUCUACUUCCUCACCUUCCUCCGUCUUCCUCUCCUGUAUCUCAGAGACAUGUGUCUCUCCACGGGCCUCCGUGCAACAUCGUUACCAUCACGCACCAUAAGUCGCCUGCAGCUGCCGGCUGUGCCAAAAAACAUUACCCAGAGAGCCUUCUGGAGGUCAAAGAGGUUAUGAACCAGGUGGAGGGGCAGCAGAAGAGUCUGAUCCAGUCCAUCGAGUCUCUGCCGAUGCACGGAUCCCUGUCCUGUCUGGAUCAGGACCUGCUGCUGCUGAAAGCCACCUCUGCUGCCACCCUGAGCUGCCUCGGCGAGUGCCUGACUAUAUUACAGCAGAGCGCCGGACACAACCAUGGGCCGCCCUCUGAUAGUGUUCCCGUGUGGACCGUCCCAAGGUCUCCCUCAGGAGAACGUCUAACCCUGAGCUCCACGGAGCCCUCGCCCACCCUCACGAAAACAACCCUGCUGCCGAACACUGAGCUGCAGGAUGGGACGGAGGUGAUAUCUCCUGAGGAGGAGGUGAUGGAUUCGGAUGAUAACACUGAAGAAGAGCUGGGUGUGUUGGACGACCAGAGGAGUGUCAUUCUGCACCUGCUGUCUCAGCUCAAACUGGGCAUGGAUCUCACACGCGUUGUUCUUCCCACCUUCAUCCUGGAGAAGCGCUCACUGCUGGAGAUGUAUGCUAACUUCAUGGCGCACCCAGACCUGUUCCUGUCCAUCUCCGCCGGAAGCACUCCGGAGGAGCGUAUGGUGCGUUUCGUCGAAUAUUACAUGACCGCCUUCCAUGAAGGACGUAAGGGUGCCGUCGCCAAGAAGCCCUACAACCCGGUGUUGGGCGAGACCUUCCACUGCUCAUGGGAGGUUCCACCAGAUCACAUCCGCCCUCUGAGGACUGAGACCAGCUCCAGGACCAAUCAGGAGGCAGCAGGGGCGGAGUCAGACUCUUACAGGGUGCGUUUUGUGGCGGAGCAGGUUUCCCAUCAUCCUCCGGUGUCGGGGUUUUACUGCGAGUGUGCGGAGAGGGGCAUGUGCGUCAACGCACACAUCUGGACUAAGAGCAAGUUCAUGGGCAUGUCGGUGGGCGUCUCUAUGGUGGGAGAAGGUGUGUUGUACCUGCGAGAUCACGGAGAGGAGUACGUGUUCACUUUCCCGAGUGCGUACGCUCGAUCCAUCCUCACCGUGCCGUGGGUGGAGCUCGGGGGAAAGGUCGCCAUCAGCUGCGCCAAGACCGGAUACUCGGCCAACGUCUCAUUCCACACCAAACCCUUCUACGGGGGCAAACUUCACAGGGUCAGCGCAGAGGUGAAGCAGAUCUCCAGCGGGAUGGUGGUGUGUAAAGCUCAGGGCGAGUGGAACGGGACGCUUGAGUUCAUCUACAGCGGAGGAGAGACCAAAGUCAUCGACACCAACAAACUCCCCGUCAUCAGGAAGAUGAUUCGCCCUGUGGAGAAACAGGGCCAGAGCGAGUCCAGGCGUCUCUGGCAGCAUGUGACUGCGGCGCUGAAGGAAGGGAAUGUAGAUCUGGCCACUGAACACAAGCAUGUGUUAGAAGAAGACCAGCGAUCAGACGAGAGACAGAGAGCUGCCAACAACAUGCCCUGGAAACCCAAAUACUUUAACAAAGAGGGUGACGGAUGGGUCUACAGAAACCCCUUAUGGAAAACAUGUGGAAGAAAGGAAGUCGAACACAGGGACUGAAAACAAACAGCAGAAAUCAAAGCCGGGAGAAUAAUGAUGCAUUAUAAUGCAGCACACUGUUGGCUGCACAGAAAAAACAUAUGAGAACAUAGACACACAGAAUAGACCUUUUAUACACUGUUUAAGUGAUACAUUAUUUUUCACGAUUAUCUAGCCAAGCCUUUGUGAAUAUGCACAUGUACACAGUAUUUAAGUCAUCUGCCAUUAGAUGAUGUGUUAACAGAGUAAGAGAGUUACGGAUUUAACAUCCAACAUGCAUUUAAUAAUGUGAACAAGACAUUCAGAGACAAGUUUUAAACGGUCAAUAUUUCAGCUCAUAUUUCACCCCAAAAUAAAAAAUAAAAUACAUAACACACAUAUAAUAUUUAAAUUAUAUCAUAUAAUAAAUAGUAACAUUAUACUUAAUAUAUUAUAUAUGUUUUUUUGCACUUCAAUUUUUAUUACUGUAAUGCAGCCUAGUAUUUUUAUUCCAUUACAAAAACAAAUGUCAAAUAAUAUUUUUUAUUUAAAUCAUACUAACUUAAACGUCGUACAACAAACGCAAUCACAAUGUAGAAAUACUUAAUAGUAUAAAUCUCGGUGGUCCUAAAAUAGGCAUCGGUUUCUUAUUUUUAUAGUUAAGAUAAAUAAAACAGUAUUUUAAAAUGUGAAAUAUGACCCUCACGUGUUUUCUCAGAUUUCUCCAGAUGACUGAUAACUGUGAUCUGAUGUUUGAGAUGAAACAGCAGACAUUAACGGGAUGAAAACGGUUGUUUUCACUGA
Molecule: messenger RNA, 3133 nt
Organism: Carassius gibelio (silver crucian carp)
Lineage: Eukaryota; Metazoa; Chordata; Actinopteri; Cypriniformes; Cyprinidae
Product: oxysterol-binding protein-related protein 10
Exons: 13
Coding region: 167-2371 (734 amino acids)
Cellular component (GO): cytosol; intracellular membrane-bounded organelle; membrane
Molecular function (GO): cholesterol binding
Source: RefSeq, a predicted model, not a curated record